AUGUCGCGAUGGCUUGUGGGAAAUUAUUUUGCACUUCCGCGAACAACUGGACUGCGAAUGCGAUGUGAGAUUUUCCAUUAUAUAUAUGGUUUUGACCGAGAGAUAUUCUCCAACAAUUCCGCAAUGUGGCACGGAAGAAUUGCGUACAAAAAUGCGAUUCUCUCAGCAAGAUCAAAAUAUGAAGCAGUUUUCAACCCAGCAAUAAAGAAGAUAUCAAGCUUUGAACAAUCCCCACUGAAGAAUCUUGACCGUGGUGGUGGCAGUUCUCUCGCUUACCGAUUUACUCCAGGCAAAUCACCGGGUAUCAUGUUCAUACCGGGUUACAUGUCUAAUAUGAAUGGUGGUAAAGCACUGGCUUUGGAGAAGUACAGCAAAGAGAAUGGACAUUCAUUUGUAAGGUUUGACUAUCAAACUGAAGAUUUUUCUAUCAAUCCAGUGAAAACUGUGCAAACAUGCAUUGGUGAUUGUUUGGCUGUUUUUGAUCGACUAACACAGGGACCUCAGUAUAUUGUAGGCUCCAGCAUGGGGACGUGCAUGAUGUUACUAUUGGCAUUAGAAAGACCAGAAAGAAUUGUAGGACUGAUAGGUGUGGCAGCUUUUACUGCAUUUCCCAAACACAAUCAGAUUGCAGAUACUUUGAUGCAGGCUGAAGAUCUAAUGAAAUACCAGAGCAUGUUGCUAGGAGACAGCAUCAACAUUACUUGUCCUGUAAGGCUCAUCCAUGGCAUGGACGAUGACACAGUUCCAUCUGAAUCUUCAUUGGACAUUGCUAGGAGACUGAAAAGUAAUGAUGUAGAUGUGAUUUUGAGAAAGUGUGGAAAACAUAGGAUGUCCACUGAUAGGGACUUGGAUCUUUUAAUUCAGACAUUGGACCAGUUGAUAAGGCAUUCAGCUAAACUUUGAUUUGUAGUAUAUGAUGAUUUGAUGAUGUUUAUAUUGAACAAAUCACGGUUAUAAAGAUCCACUAGUAUCUGUAUUAGUAUGAUUAAACAUGUACA
This is a messenger RNA of Saccoglossus kowalevskii, 998 nucleotides long. Its product is annotated as palmitoyl-protein thioesterase ABHD10, mitochondrial-like. Gene Ontology annotation, biological process: protein depalmitoylation; proteolysis. The record is from RefSeq and is a predicted model, not a curated record. NCBI's taxonomy places the organism in Eukaryota, Metazoa, Hemichordata, Enteropneusta, Harrimaniidae. Gene Ontology annotation, cellular component: mitochondrion. Gene Ontology annotation, molecular function: serine-type peptidase activity; palmitoyl-(protein) hydrolase activity; hydrolase activity, hydrolyzing O-glycosyl compounds.